AUGCUUAAUGAGAUGCUGAAAGGUUAUGACUUUUGCUGUCGUUUCGAGAUCGGGUUAUCACUGUUUGUGUCGUUGGGCAGAUGUCAAAGUGGUACGCAGCGCAACCCCGCUCCCAUCACCCACCUUAUCGAUAGCCAUUCUCUGAUUGGGACGAGACCGAACCGCCCAGGGUUAGGGCUGAGUGAUGACGUUGCAUCCAGUGGUCCAGGACCAUGUGGGCGGGCGGCUCUUAGCGGCCUAUUAUUGGGUUGCACUUGGGCAGGCCUUCCAGGUUGCUCCGUCUUACUACAGGGCAUUGUCUGCCUGCGAUGUCGCAAUGUGAUUCAUCGCUAUCAAUGUCCAAACAGCUCCCGCUGUCCGCUCAUAUUAUUCCAGCUCUGUAAUGGUUGUUUUAUCUUCAUUCUCUGCGCGCUUGUUCAAACUCUUAUAGCACCACGGUCCCUCUAUUUACCGCCGCUGGUAAACUACCUGAUUUACGGUCCCUCGAUCAGGAACACCUGUGGUCAGCCGUGCCCACCGUUUGGUUUCCACCUUUGCCGUUCUAUAUCCUUGUCAUCACAUUGCAUGUUCACAAUGGGGCAGUUUUACGAAACAAUUCCCGAGUCCCUUGUCAAAUGGAUACUGGCCCAAAAAGUGUUUUGGGUGGCCACCGCCCCUCUGUCGCCGGAAGGACAUGUCAACGUAUCUCCUAAAGGCGGCCCCUAUUUCGGCAUCCUCGACACCAAGACUUUCUGGUACCUCGAUCUCAGUGGUUCCGGCAAUGAGACCAUAUCUCAUCUGUACGAAAAGAAUAACGGACGGAUAACCGUCAUGUUCAACGCAUUUGAAGGGCCACCACGCAUCGUCCGCCUGUUCGGCCACGGCACAGUGCUCGAAAAUGGAACAGACUCCUUCAAUACUUUUGUCAAGAAGCACGAGGUCAGGCUCCUUCCCGGAGCAAGAAGCAUAAUUCUUGUCCAUGUGCACCAGGUUGGGAGCAGUUGUGGCUUCUCUGUCCCUUAUUUCGAAUUCAAAGAUUGGCGAACAACCUUGAACGAAUUCUUUGCGAGGAAGGCCGACAGGUUUGACAAGGGAGAUUCCAAGGAGAGCAUAGAGAAGUACUGGGCGCUCAAGAAUUCGGAAAGUGUAGAUGGUUUGCCAGGCUUAGACAUUGCCAGAAAGACAGCCAAGGAAGACGGGAUCGUACCUCUCACCAAGAUGGUAGGUGCUGGCGCCACACAUGGAGGGCAGAGGACACGGAAGCAGCUGUCGUUUGGAGUACUGCAUCUUGCCCUUGUGGCAGUCAUUGCCUCCUUCGCCACCGUAUUUUUGCAGCCCGUGUUUGGCGAGCUUUUGAAGAGUCUGGAGAGCACGUUUCAGCAUUGA
This is a messenger RNA of Podospora anserina S mat+, 1365 nucleotides long. RefSeq lists its product as uncharacterized. The transcript has 2 exons. Bases 1 to 1365 code for a protein of 454 amino acids. The record is from RefSeq and is a predicted model, not a curated record. Lineage: Eukaryota; Fungi; Ascomycota; Sordariomycetes; Sordariales; Podosporaceae.